AGUUAUCUUCGUGAUUAACAGACACGAUGCGUCUCACAACAGGGCCCACUUCGGCCGCGAGCCACGCGCAGGCAGCAAAGACCAAGGGUCUUCGCGGAGUCGCGCCUGCUCCACGCACAGUGGGCGCUCCGAUCUUUUCUGGUGUGGUCAGCGAUUCGGUGCAAGCAUCGACCUCGGCCCAGUCUUCGCAGCCUGCGUCGCGCGCCAGUGUCCGUGCCAGCGCUUCAAAGACCGCUUACCCUCCUUCUUCACGUGUGAUUAACACGGAGGCACCGACGGACGUUGAAUACGAUGCAGUCAUCGUGGGUGGUGGUAUGGGUGGCUUGGCCACCGCGGCUCGCCUGGUGGCCAAGGGCGCCAAGGUGGUCGUGCUGGAGAAGUACCUGCUUCCUGGCGGCAGUGCGGCGCACUUCAAGCGGGAGGGCUACACCUUCGACGUGGGCAGCAGCAUGAUGUUCGGCAUGGGCACCGAGGGCACCACCAACCUCAUCACCAAAUGCCUGGAGUCCGUGGGCAAGAAAAUCGAGACGGUGCCCGACCCCACCCAGGUCGUGUACCACCUGCCCAAGUCGGAGCGCUUCCCCAAGGGCCUGGAGGUGGCUGUGUGGCGCAAGUACGAGGAGUUCAUUGACGAGCUGGCCGCCAAGUUCCCACACGAGCGCGAGGGCAUCAAGAAGUUCUACGACGAGUGCUGGCGCAUCUUCGACAGCCUGAACGUGCUUGACCUCAAGUCUCUGGAGGAGCCGCGCUACCUGCUGGGCGAGUUCGCCAAGCAGCCGCUGGCCUGCCUCACGCUGGCGUCCUUCCUGCCCACCAACACAGGAGACGUGGCGCGCAAGCACAUCAAGGACCCGGAGCUGCUCCGCUUCAUCGACAUCGAGUGCUUCAUCUGGUCCACGGUGCCCGCCGACCUCACGCCCAUGAUCAACGCCGGCAUGGUGUUCUGCGACCGCCACUUCGGAGGCAUCAACUAUCCGGUGGGCGGCGUGGGCCGCAUCGGCGAGGAGCUGGCGGCAGGCAUUGAGGAGUACGGCGGCAAGAUUGUGUACAAGGCCAACGUGAAGGAGAUCCUGCUCAGUCCGCAGCCCGACGGCAGCCAGCGGGCCACCGGCGUCAGGCUGGCAGACGGCCGCGUGUUCAAGGGCAAGACCGUCAUCUCCAACGCGACCCGCUGGGACACGUUCGAGGGCCUCAUCGGCAAGGACAAGCUGCCCGAGAGCGAGCAGCUGUUCAGGAAGCGCUUCAAGAAGUCCCCCUCCUUCUUCUCCAUCCACAUGGGUGUCAAGGCACAGGUGCUGGAGGGCGAGAAGGACUGCCACCACAUCGUGCUGGAGGACUGGGCCAAGAUGGAGAAGGCGCGCGGAGUGCUGUUCGUGUCGCUGCCCACGGUGCUGGACCCCUCGCUGGCGCCGCCCGGCAACCACAUCGUGCACGCCUUCGUGCCCGACUGGAUCGAGGACUGGCAGGGGCUGUCAGUUGAGGAGUACGAGGCGAAGAAGGAGGCGGUGGCGGACGACAUCUGCCGCCGCCUGGACGCCAUCCUGCCAGGCCUGUCAUCCAACAUCACCUUCCGCGAGGUGGGCACGCCACGCACGCACCGGCGCUUCCUGAACCGCGAGGACGGCACGUACGGCCCCAUCCCCUCGCGCCGGCCGCUGGGCAUGCUGUCCAUGCCCUUCAACACCACCGACAUCCCCGGCCUCUACUGCGUGGGAGACUCGGCCUUCCCCGGCCAGGGCGUGAACGCGGUGGUGUUCUCGGGCUUUGGCUGCGCGCACCGCGUGCUCACGGACCUGGGCCGGGAGCCCGCCUGGCCCGUCAUCGACAAGGCGUUUGGUGCACUGCUGCGCACCGUGCGCAACGCGUCGUAGGGAGGCCGUAGGCAGGACGUAGGAAUAGGGAAGGGAGGCUGGGAUUGGGAGGCAGGGAUUGGGAGGUAGGCAUUGGGCUUGGGGUACAGGAGGGUACAGGAAGGGUACAGGAAGACUUAGGAGGUAGGAACAAUGGAAGGGAGGUGGCAGGCAGGCAGGCAGGCCGGUGAUGGCAGGACGUUGGCGUGCCGCCCUCGGCUGCACGCAUGUGUAUGUGUGUGCGUGUUUCAGCGCCUAGGACGGGCACAUGCAUAUGGCGGGUGGGCGCUGCAAUGUGAGCUAAUGAGCUACAGCACGCGUGAUAAUGAGCAGGGGCGGCCUUGACAUAUGAGAACAGGUGGGCCCGGGAGCUCUGACGACGUUGGGGAGGCAUGCCAGCGAGGCGAAGGCGGUCUGUGUGCACGCCAUUAUAGCAAUGGAAGGGCGCAAAGUCGGGAAAAACAUCUGGCAUGCCAGUUUUGACGUGUGUUGGCAUGUUCGGAAAGAAAAAAGGCCCACGCGCAGUGAGGUGAAUGGAUGUCGGGGGAGCGGUGAGAAGGCGCGAAGCUUGUAAUUCCGGAAUGAG
Chlamydomonas reinhardtii is the source of this 2436-nucleotide messenger RNA. RefSeq lists its product as uncharacterized. The transcript has 16 exons. Gene Ontology annotation, molecular function: carotenoid isomerase activity; oxidoreductase activity. The record is from RefSeq and is a predicted model, not a curated record. Lineage: Eukaryota; Viridiplantae; Chlorophyta; Chlorophyceae; Chlamydomonadales; Chlamydomonadaceae. Bases 27 to 1871 code for a protein of 614 amino acids. Gene Ontology annotation, biological process: carotenoid biosynthetic process.